Molecule: messenger RNA, 1708 nt
Organism: Diachasmimorpha longicaudata
Lineage: Eukaryota; Metazoa; Arthropoda; Insecta; Hymenoptera; Braconidae
Exons: 8
Coding region: 137-1393 (418 amino acids)
Biological process (GO): sensory perception of smell; detection of chemical stimulus involved in sensory perception of smell
Cellular component (GO): plasma membrane
Molecular function (GO): odorant binding; olfactory receptor activity
Source: RefSeq, a predicted model, not a curated record
UAUGUGAGAAACCUGGACUGAAUUUGAACUGAAUUGCAGUUCUUGUUUGAGAAAUUGCUGCGUAUUGAAAAUUAAUGCGUACGACGGGGCAUGCGUAGUUUCUGGAAGGUACGAAGUACCCAAGACGCAUCAAUCGAUGAUCACAUUCAACGCAAUGACGAAGGAAAGUGGAGAAGUACAAGUAAAUGGAUCUAUAUACGAGCAAGAGGAUUUUAUUUAUUCAUACGGAUGGAAUCGUGUCAUGAUGCAUGCGAUCGGCGGUUGGCCUGAGGAGAAUGACAACUUCUUCAUGAAGAAUCGAAUAUUUAUUAAUUGCCUCGCCCUUAUACUUUUUGUUAUUCUACCCCAGUCGGCGGGUAUGGCGGUAUUUUGGGGGGACCUCAACGCCUUCAUCGGGGCUUUUUUAGUGAAUCUUGCGGUUAACGUGUCAUUUCUGAAAAUCUUCUGGAUCGGGAUUCAACGUUCUACUGUGGAACAUUUACUUAAAAUGAUGGCUGAAGACUGGUUGAUGGAGAAAACCCUUGAGGAGCACCAGGAGAUGAUGAAGAUGACUAAACUCGUUAGACUGAUUUCGUCCCUGAGUUUUUAUGGAACUCUCGCCCUCUUCACAGCGUACGUUUCUGCGCAGAUACUCUUGGGAUUUGAGCUCAGAGAUGAUCCCAACGUCGACCCGAGGCUGUCAAUCGGUUUUCUCUACACAUGUGUUUUCCCCUUUGACACAUCUUCACUAGCUGUUUUCAUCCCCAUCUGGCUAGUCCAAUUUUUCUUCACUUACGUGUCAAUGGCUGGAUAUUCUUCACCAGACAGCUUCUUAGGAAUGUUUGUAUUUCAUCAGUGUGGCCAGCUAAAACUGUUGCGUCGUAGAUUGGAAAGAAUCGUUGACGAAGAAACGAUAGGAAGUCCCCGAAAAUUCUGGGAAAAAUUGGGAAAACUUGUGAUGAGACACGAGCAUCUGAACGAACGAGCAUCAGAGAUCGAGGAGGAAUUUAACAAAGUUUUUCUCGCUAUUGUACUCAUUUGUAUUUUAACAACUUGCACUCAAGGAUUUACGCUUAUAACGUUGCUGGAAGAGACUGAGGGAGGCUUUCCAGUGCUUCAGAUGAUUUUUCUACUAGUCUUCACGACUUAUGAUUUGGGUCACUUUUUCAUGUACUGUAUGGCAGGAGAUAUAUUAAUAACUGAGAGCUCCAGUAUUGGUGUCUCACUGUACAACAGUCAGUGGUGCAACUUAGCUCCCAAUGAGCGGAAAUCAAUUCUCAUUCUCACCAGUCGAUGCGUCAUACCGCAGCAAAUAACCGGUGGAAAAUUUACAAUUCUAUCACUACCUCUUUUUGCAAACGUUGUCAAAACAGCUGCCAGCUAUCUCUCAGUACUACUUGCCAUGAAAGUUUAAUGAUAAAUCUCUUUGCAUUGUCUAUUGGCCGCCGAUAAUGACUAACUGGAUUCUCAUGUUAAAUGCUUGGAAGUUUCUAAUCCAUAGAAUGAAAAUCUUAGGUUAUUCACCGGAUAAAUUAUUCUAAUCGAUAUAAUUCUCCCUAAAUGAUGACACCUACGUUUAGAAAAAAAUAAUAGUUAAUUGUCAUGGAGAUCCCACUAAUCUUUUAUUUCAGAAGUCUUGGCUUUGUCUUUAAGAUUUGUUCAUAUAUUGUGGUUAUUUUUAAAGGGCUUAAAAACGUCUCAAUAAAAUAAAAAAUCGCCAGAAUCCAGA